UCAUUCCUUUUCCUCUCCUUCUCCUUUGUCCUUUCCUUUUAAUAAACAAAUAAAGCAUAGAGUUCAGGCAUCUUUGAGAGCCUAGAGUUUUGUUUUCUUUGUUCAAUCUACCAUGGUUACAGAUACCAACCAAAGAUUCAAGCUUUUCCUCUUCUACUUGUGUUUAUUUCUCAAGACCCAUUUCUCUCUCGGAGCUGAUACCAUAUCUUCGGAGCACACAAUCUCUGGUGAAUCUACCAUUGCCUCUGCGAGAAGGGUAUUUGAGUUGGGAUUCUUUCGACCAGGUUCAUCCCCACACUAUUACCUCGGCAUAUGGUACUUGAAAGAUCCUACUCGCAAACCAGUUUGGGUGGCAAAUAGAGACAGACCAGUUACACUUGCGGCGGAGCUAACAAUCUCAGAUGGUAAUUUAGUUCUCUUCGAUAAGUCGAAUACGGCGGUUUGGUCCACGAAUGUGAGCUCCACUAGUCGCUCCUCUCGUUCUGUAAAGGCGGUUCUUCUGGACAACGGAAACCUUGUCUUAAAAGACACACCAGGUCCAUCAAAACCCUUGUGGGAAAGCUUUGAUUAUCCUACUCAUGUAUGGCUGCCUGGUGCUAAAUUUAGGUAUAACAAAAUGACUAAUGCUAGCCAGGUUCUCACUUCAUGGAAGAACUCGGAAGACCCCACUCCAGGCCUCUUCUCCUGUGAGCUUGAUCCAAAAGAUAAUACUUUUAUGUUACUAUGGAGUAGGACUCAAAAGUAUUGGAAUAGUGGAACUUGGAGCAGUAGUACUUUUAGCAAUUAUCCCACGAAGAGCUUCAGGUAUAUCUAUAAUUACAACUUUGUUAACAAUACAAACGAGAGCUAUUACACCUAUUCCAUUAAAGAAGAAUCUCCAGUUAUAUCUCAUCUUGAAAUCGAUGUUUCGGGGCAGGUUAAGAUAGUAAAUCUGGUGUCUCCUGAUACAUGGACUGUGUUUUGGUCAUUUCCGAGUCAACAAUGUGAUGUCUAUGGCUUUUGUGGGGCAUAUGGAAGCUGUAAUGAAAACUUAUUGCCCCAUUGCAGUUGUCCCAAAAGGUUUAAGCCAAAGUCGCCAAGCGAUUGGAAUUCGAAGAGGGACUAUUCGGGUGGCUGCAUUAGAGAUACAAAAUUGCAGUGUGAGAAGAUCAAUGGUAGUACUAUUGCUAAAGGUAACGAGAGAGAUACGUUUUUGGAGAUGCACAUUAUGCUGUUGCCUGAAAAUAAACGAGCUGUGGAAGCAAAGAGUUCAGCUGAAUGCAAAUCGAAAUGCUUGAUCAAUUGCUCUUGUACUGCUUAUGCUUAUGACACCAUUGAUUGUUCAAUCUGGACCGGAGAGCUCUUGAAUUUGGUGCAGCUUGGAGCCGAUGACAGCAAUCGAAAGACUCUCUUUGUUCGACACGCUGUUUCGGAUCAUAAAAGACUUUUGCGAAAUUGGAAGCUCUAUAUUGUCUUGUCUGGGUGCAUUGCCAUGUUCAUCUUUUGCAUUGCUGGUUAUGUUUACUACAUGAGAAGAAAAAUAGUGGCCAACAAAGAUGGUUUCAGGAGAAACAGUCAGAUAAACCGGAUAGUUAGCUCGGAUGAAAGUGAGAGGCACGUCUCAAACUUGCUACUUUCGAGUUCAGGACAAUUCGGAGAAGACGAGAAGAGAGACAUAAAUAUUCCAUUUGUAACUCUGGAAAGCAUACUAGUUGCUACAGAUAACUUUUCAGAGGCAAACAAACUUGGAGAAGGUGGAUUUGGCCCAGUUUAUAAGGGCUUAUUUCCUGGAGAAGAGGAAAUUGCUAUAAAGAGGCUUGCAAGUGGUUCGACUCAAGGCUUAGAGGAAUUUAAGAAUGAGGUAUUGUUGAUCGCCAAACUUCAGCAUCGAAAUCUUGUUAGACUAGUGGGGUAUUGUGUUGAAGGGGAUGAAAAGUUGUUACUUUACGAAUACAUGCCCAACAAGAGUUUGGACACAUUCAUAUUUGAUGGCCAGCUAUGUGUGUUGCUCAAUUGGGAGAUUCGCUUUAAUAUCAUAUUGGGAAUUGCAAGAGGGCUUAUUUAUCUUCAUCGCGAUUCAAGAUUAAGAAUUAUUCAUAGAGAUUUGAAGUCUAGCAAUGUUCUACUUGACGAGGAAAUGAAUCCAAAAGUUUCAGACUUUGGAUUAGCAAAGAUUUUUGGAGGUAAACAAAUCGAGGCAAGCACAAACAGAGUCGUUGGUACAUAUGGUUACAUGUCUCCAGAAUAUGCAUUAUACGGAUUAUUCUCAGAAAAAUCAGAUGUUUUCAGUUUUGGUGUUGUCAUACUUGAGAUUAUAAGUGGAAGAAGAAACACAAGGUUUAGCCAAUCAGAACUAGCUAUGAGUCUUCCUCAUUAUGCAUGGAAAUUAUGGAAAGAAAACAAGGCAGUUGAUCUAAUGGACGCAACAUUAAGGGAGACUUGCAACGUAAAUGAAUUCUUGAGAUGUGUCAAGGUAGGACUACUUUGUGUAGAAGAUGACCCAAAUGAUCGUCCCACCAUGUCAAAUGCGGUCUCCAUGCUUGAAAAUGAAGCUAGCAGUAUUUCAAGUCCCAAACAACCAACUUUUGUUUUGAAAACCUCUGUUUCUAACGAGGGUUGUAGUGAACAAUUCUCUGAAAACGCGUUGACGAAUACGAUUAAUGUAGGUCGUUGAUCAUGUAAACCUUCCAAUACUGUAUACAUUUCUUGCUCCCAUGAAUAUAUUUUAUGCGUUUCUACUUUUUA
Molecule: messenger RNA, 2724 nt
Organism: Humulus lupulus (European hop)
Lineage: Eukaryota; Viridiplantae; Streptophyta; Magnoliopsida; Rosales; Cannabaceae
Product: G-type lectin S-receptor-like serine/threonine-protein kinase At4g03230
Exons: 6
Coding region: 113-2653 (846 amino acids)
Biological process (GO): recognition of pollen; protein phosphorylation
Molecular function (GO): ATP binding; protein serine/threonine kinase activity
Source: RefSeq, a predicted model, not a curated record